Molecule: messenger RNA, 1349 nt
Organism: Pectinophora gossypiella (pink bollworm)
Lineage: Eukaryota; Metazoa; Arthropoda; Insecta; Lepidoptera; Gelechiidae
Gene: Adi1
Product: acireductone dioxygenase
Exons: 4
Coding region: 73-630 (185 amino acids)
Molecular function (GO): acireductone dioxygenase [iron(II)-requiring] activity
Source: RefSeq, a predicted model, not a curated record
AUCAUUCGUUAUCGAUUUCACAAGCGGUACGGUGUUACUUUUCGUUUAUUUUAUUAUUUUAAAGUUAAUAAAAUGGUGAAGGCAUGGUAUAUGGACAGUGAAACAACCGACCAGCGUUUGGAGCAUCACAAAAACCCUCCAGAAUUCAUCUCUUUGGAGGAUUUAUUUAAGAAAACCGGUGUCGAGUAUUUCAAACUUAAUGUGGAGACAUAUGCAACAGAUGGAGUACUAGACAAGUUGAAGAAGGAGCGCGGCUACACAUAUGAGGAUGAGAUGGCCUGCUCCAAGGAGUGCCUGCCCAACUACGAGGAGAAGAUCAAGUCAUUUUUCACCGAGCAUCUGCAUACUGAUGAAGAAAUCAGGUUCAUCCUGGACGGGUCGGGCUACUUCGACGUGCGAGACGGCGCCGACCAGUGGAUCCGCAUCGCGGUCGGCGCCGGCGACAUGAUCGUCAUCCCCAGCGGCAUCUACCACCGGUUCACACUCGACACCAAUAACUACAUUCGCGCUAAGCGUUUCUUCAUCGGCGAGCCGGUGUGGCUGCCUUACAACAGGCCAGCGGACGAGAUGCCGGCCAGGAAGGAAUACAUCGACAAGCUGCAGAAGGGAUUCGUCGCCGCCGCCUGCUAGAACAGAACAUCAUACAUACGGUCACGAGUACUAAUAUGUAAACACUUUGAAACCACGUCAUAUUAACUUUUUUGACAAAUCUUCUUCUUCUAUCGUGUGGGUUGUGAGGUGAAUUACCAACCUCAUCAACCCUGGUGUCAGGGUUACUAUUGAGCCGCCAAAGGCCCCUGACAUGACUCAUAUAACGACUACGUACUUACAUCAGUAAGUAGUAACCGGGACCAACGGCUUAACGUGCCUUCCGAAGCACGGAUCGUUUUACUUUCAGACAAUCAGGUGAUCGGCCUGUUUUGACAAAUUAAACCGCAAGUCUCAUUAAAUGUCAAAUAUGAUAGUGCGACAGGGUUCUAAAGUGGGUACAUGAUAUUACUCAUGACUACAUAAACAACCUAUACAAGGUGUUAGGGACACCGCAACGAAAACUUUAAGGGAUGUUUCAGAACAUCAAGUCGAUAUCAAGUGGAAUUUUCCGUCGCAAUAGUCAUCACUAAGAGCCACGCGCUUGUCGGGGUAGCAUUCUCCAUUCUACACCGACAAGAGUGUGGCUCUUAAAUUAGUGAUGUAUCAAAGUCAAUUAUUUGAUCGACACAAAGAACUAUAUCAACAUAAUGAAAUUUUGCAAUAUGUGAUAUUUUGUAAUGAUCAUUUUUUAUUUAGUAUUUAAGGUAGCGAUUAGGAUUACUAUAUAAAGGGUUCUUGCAUUGCAAGUUAAAAAUAAA